Messenger RNA from Parnassius mnemosyne (clouded apollo), 651 nucleotides. Lineage: Eukaryota; Metazoa; Arthropoda; Insecta; Lepidoptera; Papilionidae. The record is from the annotation of a GenBank genome assembly.
AUGGACAAUUGGUUCACGUCUGUCCCUUUGGCUCAUCAGUUACUAAAGGAACCAUAUAAACUUACAAUAGUAGGAACCCUUCGAGCAAACAAACGUGAAAUACCACCUGCAAUACUUGAUAUCAAAGAAAGACUAAUAGGUUCGUCUAUGUUCUGCUAUGAUAAACAAAGCACGAUAGUAUCUUAUAAGCCUAAACAUAACAAGAACGUUCUCUUGCUUUCUACCACUCAUGGCAAUGGUACUAUUGCACCUUCUGGUAAACCAGACAUUAUUGAGUUCUACAAUUCGACUAAAGGCGCCGUAGAUACCUUCGAUCAAAUGUGUAGUGGUAUGUCUUGUAGCAGAAAGACGCAAAGAUGGCCACUGUGCUACUUCUAUGGCAUGCUCAAUAUGGCAAUCAUAAAUUCUUAUGUUAUUUACGUACAUAAUAAUGUAAAACAAGGUAAAAAACCAGCAAGCAGACGAUGUUUCACGAAAGAUGUUUCAGUGAAAAUGACCGAACCGUGGUUACGUAAGCGUCGUGAAAUGCCAACUUUGAGGAGAUGCCUAAAAAGGAAGAUAGCAGAAGUUUUGAAUGAAACGCCUAUCAGCGAUACGCCUGGUCCAAGUAGAACCCAAAAAGCUUUUGUGAUUACAAAAAGCGUCGAAUGA